AACACGUCGCAAAGUUUAAAUGUUCUUUGUUUUGGAAUCGCUUUCCUGCCCCCAAGCCUCAAAAUCAGAAGCCAUAAAAUGUAUGACAGGUAUGUCAAAUAUCACACAUAUCUGAUAGUUUUAUCGCACAAGAAGCUUCUAAUUUAAAAGCGUCUGUUAAACAUAACGCAGACCGACAAGUGCCAUUGUCCGUCGAUGUUUUUUGCUAGCAUUUUUUUACACGGCUUAGCUUCGUUCCUCUCACGCCUAAGCGAACCAUUGUCACGGCAACCCAAUGAAUGUUAAUGUUUUUGUCAAGUAAAUCAGCAGUUAGUAUGGAGGAAAACGAGUUUACACCAUUGACGGUGCCCACGGAUUAUUUCCAGCAGUGGUACCAGUCAAGCCAGCAGCACCCUGAGGUUCAGCAUGUAAUGUCCCACCACAACCACUAUAGCGAGGGGCUAAGGGAUGAGCCCGUCAUGGCCGAACUGUCGGUACACAGGGAACAGCCGCUCUGCCAGGAGCAGUUUUAUCAGAACUACUCCCACUACCAGGAGCCCGUCUACCAGCAAGAUCAGCAUCCUGCUUACCUGCACCAACAACAACAAUAUCCAGUACAACAGCAGCAGCAGGGGCCUCAGUUUGAACAUGCAGUACAACACCACCAACCCCAGUAUCAACAUUCAACACAGGAGGAGGAGCUCAAUGUUCAGCACCAACCUCCACCUGCUACUCCACCUCAAGUGGUGACGCCGGUGAAGAAAAAGCGAGGCCGCCCGCCCAAGAAUCCGCGUGAAGUAGGAGGUGGAGGAGGAGGAGGAACGGUAAAAGAGGAAGAGGAGGAUGCAAGCGAGGCUGCGGCAAAGAAGGCCAAAAGGACGCUGAAUCGCUUCAACGGCAUGUCAGUGGCUGAGGUUAUGGCCAAAACGCUGCCUGACGUUAUUACCUACAAUCUUGACAUUUUGAUCGUGAGUUAUAAAGAGCAUACCGUAUACGAAUUCCUUAAUCAUGAAACGUGUGCACAAUUCUCAGAAGACACCUGGUCAGGGUAUUUUAUUUUUUUGACUGAAGAGCGUGUGAUUUUCUUUUGGAUGGAUUUCUAUGGUAAUAUUUCUCCUCAGAUUGGAAUUAAUCCAGGACUGAUGUCGGCCUAUAAAGGACACCACUACCCCAACCCUGGCAACCAUUUCUGGAAAUGCUUAUUUCUGUCAGGUUUCACUGAGCAGCAGCUGAACUUCAUGCAUGAUGAGAGCCUGCCGGAGAAAUACGGCAUCGGCUUUACAAACAUGGUAGAGAGGACCACACCUGGCAGCAAAGACCUUUCCAGUAAGGAGAUCCGUGAAGGAGGGCGACAGCUGCUUGAAAAGCUGCAAAAAUACAAGCCGCUGAUAGCAGCUUUUAAUGGAAAAGGUAUUUACGAAAUAUUCUGCAAGGAAAUCUUUGGCGUGAAGGCCAAGAACCUAGACUUUGGCUUGCAGCCCUACAAGAUCCCAGACACCGAAACGGUGUGCUACUUGAUGCCUUCCUCCAGUCCUCGUUGUGCCCAGUUCCCCCGCGCACAGGACAAAGUGCACUUCUACAUCAAGCUGAAAGAGCUGCGAGACCACAUGAAAGGUGUCGUACCCCGCCGUGAGGUGCUGGAGACCGACUAUUCUUUUGACCUGCAGCAAGCUAAAGAAGAUGCAAAGAGGAUUGCCAUCAAAGAAGAGCAGGUGGAUCCCGAGUACGAAAGCUAUAGUGAGCAUGAGAAUGUGAGGCAAAGUAAUCCAGGAAACUUUUAUUGAAGUUACAUCAGGAAGGCAAUUUUCCAAACUGGAAUCGGCAAGCAAGAGGAAUCGGACAACAUAAUGCUGAAUUUUCGUGGAAUGCACUAAAAAAAAAAAGGACUACACACGAAUGUUUGAUCCUACACUUCACUGUGCAUGUACUGUAAUAGGUGUAAUAUUUUCCACUAUUUAUUGCAUUUGGUAUCAUCUUUUUGUUCCCCUUUGGUUUCUUAUUUUUGUACUGUAUUUUGAAAUAAUGGAAUUGUGUGACCAUCUAUGUAAAGAAGUAAUUUGUCUUUACGAUUUUUAUUAAAAUCGCAAUGAAGACCAA
Molecule: messenger RNA, 2076 nt
Organism: Hippocampus zosterae (dwarf seahorse)
Lineage: Eukaryota; Metazoa; Chordata; Actinopteri; Syngnathiformes; Syngnathidae
Gene: tdg.2
Product: thymine DNA glycosylase, tandem duplicate 2
Exons: 8
Coding region: 279-1763 (494 amino acids)
Biological process (GO): base-excision repair, AP site formation
Cellular component (GO): nucleus
Molecular function (GO): mismatch base pair DNA N-glycosylase activity
Source: RefSeq, a predicted model, not a curated record